AUGAAGCAUGGAUAAGAAAUCGAAAAAUUAUUCGAAAGUUUUACUAUACAAGCAAAGAAUUCUGUCGAAAAACCAAUUGUGGGAGAAGAAUAAAAAAUAAUUGAGCAAAAAGAAUUGUUGUAGACACCAUAACCAAAAGUUUAUUCGCCUUCAAUUUAAACUACAAAAAUCAAAGAGCCCAAAGAUGAAUAAGAGAAGGAUAGAAUUAACUGUAGUGCCACAAGAAGACUGACCUUUAACUUGGACUGA
Paramecium tetraurelia is the source of this 249-nucleotide messenger RNA. RefSeq lists its product as uncharacterized. The transcript has a single exon. NCBI's taxonomy places the organism in Eukaryota, Ciliophora, Oligohymenophorea, Peniculida, Parameciidae. The record is from RefSeq and is a predicted model, not a curated record.